AUGAGGCGAGGCGUCGUGCUGCUUCUAGGGGCGGAGCGUCCACUGACCCCUAGCAGUCUGUUGCAGACCAUCCGCAGCGAUCCGGGGAUGACAAGCACCUACUAUGCCAAUCGCUACUUCGGCGAAAACAAUGUGAUGCACCUGAACCACCUUCUCUGGGGUGUGCUGAAGCGCAAUGGCAAGGUAGACAUUGACCGCAGCGACGGCAAGGAUGCUGCACCGCGCUGGUACCCGCUAUUUUCGAACCCGAAGCGGCACCAGGUGCGACUCCACGACGCAGAUGAGGAGGACCUGUCGUUUCUCCAGAACGCCCCAUCGACGGCCCCAACGGGGCCCGAAAGGCCAGACCACCGUUUAGCGUCCGUUUCCCGCGCGGAUUCCUGUGAGCUGGAGAGCACCAUCAUCGGUCUUGUGCAGACAGUCCCAGGCAAGGACAUCCACUACUACAUCAUGGAGUUGCCUGUGAAGUACCAGCGCAGCGCCCCGACGGCGUUCAAGCGGCUGCGUGAGGCGGGGCUUCUGAUGCGGGAGUUCACCCCCCUAGGCACCUAUGUCUGGCGAUAA
Leishmania braziliensis MHOM/BR/75/M2904 is the source of this 564-nucleotide messenger RNA. RefSeq lists its product as hypothetical. NCBI's taxonomy places the organism in Eukaryota, Euglenozoa, Kinetoplastea, Trypanosomatida, Trypanosomatidae. The transcript has a single exon. The record is from RefSeq and is a predicted model, not a curated record. The coding region runs from base 1 to 564 and encodes 187 amino acids.